AUGUCGAAACUAUCAACUAGCCGCUCUGUUCGAGUAAUCUAUCCCGGUCGUUUAUUACUUAUCGAUUAUGGUUUAAGUGAAGAGACGAUGCAGGAUAUUUGUCAUGGACUCGAUAAAUUAUUUAGUAUUGUCACAACUUACGUAGGCAUACAGUAUAUUCCUAUGUUCGGGCUGAUCGUCAACGGGCAAAAUCAGAGUGAGAUAUUCAUUUCAUAUUCAUCAACAAAUAAUAAUCGUAUGGAAUUUCAAGUUGCGCUUUGUAAAUUACAAUUACUUGGCCAAAAAUGGUCGACAAAACCAAAUCGACCAACAAAUGCAUCUUUCUCAUGGCAUUCAGCUUUACAUUUAGCUUUAACUCAAAUCAAUUCAACUCGAAAUGAUCAUCAUAAAACAAGUUUCAUGUCAGUCGCAUUAUUUAAUUUUAUUCAUGGACUUCCGUGGAUAAAAUCGUUUCAAAAGUCGAUCGAUGACGAACAUUCAGAUCGUAUAAAUCAUCGUUACACCGUUGGAUUCUUGCUUGUUUGUGCUUUCAUUGUUACGAGCUCUUCUUUUGCUUUCAAUCGUAUUACAUGUUGGGUGCCUGCUCAGUUCACUGGAGCAUAUUUGACUUAUACGAACAAUUACUGUUGGAUAACAAAUACGUAUUUUAUUCCAACAAAUGUCACGAUACCACCGACGAAACUUGAUCGGAAACAUGCUGAAAUAGGUUAUUACCAAUGGACGCCAUUUAUUCUUCUUCUAUUUGCAUUUGGUUUCUAUCUUCCACGAAUGCUUUGGCGAUCAAUGAAUCUUCGAUCCGGUAUUGAUUUACAAUAUCUUAUUCACGAAACUGAACUUGACAAAGUUGUUUCUAAAAUUGAAUACUAUUGUCAAGCAAAUCAAAGAGACAAAAUUGAUCAUCGAAAUCGUUUCUUUCGAAUAUUAUUUUGCACCAGUGGCAAACAUUUAGGGAAUUACCUUCGUUCAAUUCAACUAGUGGUGAAAUGUUUAUAUCUAAUCAAUUCAUUUCUUCAGUUGAUUCUUAUCAAUAGGAUUCUUGGUCAAUCAGGAUGGUUUUAUGGUUUUCAACUUUGGUAUAAUCUUCUAAUAAAAAAUUCCAUGGUGAAAGAUUCGCCAUAUUUUCCUCGCGUAACCUUAUGUGAUUUACGCAUACGUGAAAUUGGAAAUCUUCAUCAGUAUACAGUUCAAUGUGUAUUACCAAUAAACAUGUUGAACGAGAAAGUGUUUUCUUUGGCUUGGUUUUGGUUUUCAUACGUGUUCAUCAUAGAUGUUGUCUCAUUCAUUUCAACGCUGUAUCAAACACUGUCAUUAACACAUCGAAUUCAUUUCAUUCGAACGUUACUACGAAUAAAUUCCUCCGAAUUGGUUACCAAUGAACUCAUGUUAAAAAAUUUUUUAUUGAAUACCUUUGUCUUUUUAUGUUCAAAGGUCACAACAAAUACGAACAAUAACGAUUAUCACAUCGUUAUUUUAACAAAUCGAUUAUCUGAUUCCACUCUAUCGGAAAUAUAUCAAUGCACUCAAAGUCAUCAGAUCGAUAAAAAAAAAAUCGAACUGGUAUGUAUCAAGAACAAUGAUGAAAUUGAGUUAAUGAAGCAAAACAUAUUGUUAUCGAAUUUACUAAAUAUUAAAUAUGUAUAUGAAAACAAAUAUUCCUUGGGUCUUUAUUUCAAGUCAUGGUUGCUGAGCGAUGAUCAUGAUAGUGAACACCUUCAACUUUAUUUACCAGCUAGUGUGAAAACAGAACAUGUUGAUCAUACAUGGCCUAUAAUCCGAUGUGAUUUUCAAGAAAUACUCAAUAACCCUCAUCACAAUAUGGACCACGAGAGAUUUUUUAUGUAUGUUGAACCAUCGAGAAUCUCAACAGCACAUCGAACAUCAUCAUCAUCGUUAUCGUUGCCAAUUUAUCAAAUCAAAGCAGUGAAUUUCAUCAAACAAACAAAUUACUGUAUAUCAAUGGUAUUCGGAAUGCCAUUUCUAAUUUUACCAACUUCGUGUCAUAAAUACAAUCUUGAAUUGAUAGAAAAGAAUGAAAUCGCAUUCGACACUUUGGUAGAAUAUUUGCGUGAAAAUGAACUGAUGUUAAUCUGUCGUUUGAACAGUUGCUCAUCUGCGAGUGAAGUGUCUUCGGGACAUUUUAUUCUUUCAUGUGCUUCUGAUCGUUGUUUAUUACUACGUUCAAUUGCCUCAAAUGAACUUCUUCUACCGCUUCCAGAUGCACCUAAUACCAAAACUAAACGUGAACUAGACCAAAACAUUCUAUCGAGUCUCGCAAACUUUCUUGUUUUUGAUCAUCAGCCGUCAUCAUCAUCAUCAUCAACAACAAGAGCAGCAAUGGCACUUCAUCGAUUACAACAAGAUUUUCGACAAUUGAUUAAAAAUAAAGUCGAUGGAAUUGAUGCUAGUCCAUCGGAAGAGAACUUUUUCAUUUGGAAUGCCAUUAUUUGUGGACCAGAAGAUAGUAUUUAUGAAUCCGGUGCCUAUCAACUUCAAUUAACCUUCUCCGAAGAUUAUCCACUUCGUCCUCCCCAAGUACGAUUUCUUACAAAAGUUUUUCAUCCUAACGUUUGGUGGGAUGAUGGAUUUAUUUGUGUCGAUAUUCUUAAAGAUGGCUGGUUGCCAUCCUAUGAUGUUUUAGCAAUACUUCAUUCCAUUCGUUUGCUUCUUGCUGAUCCAAAUCCACUCAGUCCAGCCAAUCUAGAAGCUGCUUUACUUUAUCGUGACAAUCGAGUUGAAUACAAUCGACGUGUAUCACAAAUGAUUCAGGAUACACUUGAUACAGACGAUGAUGAUGAUGAUGACGGAAACGACGACAAUGGUCAAAUUGAAGACGGUGAUGCGCUUCGCCAAAAGACGAGUAUGCCACCUCGUAGUGUUUCUGAAUGA
This is a messenger RNA of Adineta ricciae, 2886 nucleotides long. The record is from the annotation of a GenBank genome assembly. Lineage: Eukaryota; Metazoa; Rotifera; Eurotatoria; Adinetida; Adinetidae.